This is a messenger RNA of Nematocida homosporus, 1395 nucleotides long. RefSeq lists its product as uncharacterized. The transcript has a single exon. The record is from RefSeq and is a predicted model, not a curated record. The coding region runs from base 1 to 1395 and encodes 464 amino acids. Lineage: Eukaryota; Fungi; Microsporidia.
AUGCUUCUAUAUCUCUAUUUGAAUAAGUUGUUCAAAGCAUAUGUUUAUACUCCAUUGAUAUCUCUACUACCCCAAUUUGUUAUUCCAGAAAGACUUUCUGCUGUUAGAUAUGCCAACUCACGUACUCUGGAAAGGACUUUUGCUAAUCCAGAUCUAAGUUGGCAUUAUAAAGCAAUUAGGGGCUACUGGACUAGUAUUGGCUUGUGUAUCUUGCUAACACUUCUAAAUAGCGCCAACGGAACAUUUACAAUCUCUCGGCAAUAUUUACCAAGUCCGCGAGCAAUGGCGGAAACUCUAAAAGCCGUUGGAGUAGUAUUUCAGGACCCGUCAUUAACGUUUAAACCAUUUAUUAGAACUACGCAGUAUCAGUACGGAUGUAUUUCUAUGAUUUGCUUAGCACCAGCCACUUUACAAGACUAUGCCCCUCGUUAUGUGGUAAGUUGUGCCUGUAAAUUCAUCUGGUUUCAUUUGCCGCAUUAUUGCGAUAUCGAAGAGGCCACAACUAGUCUGGCCGAGUUAAAGAAGAUUUCUGUUAUUAGGAGUAUUUAUCCAUGUCAUAUUGAAGUUAACUACAACGAGGCAAAUCAUAAUUUUGAACUUAUCAAUCUGCGAAUUCUAAAUAGAGUUAUCAAUAUGUUUGAUUGCAAGUUGAUGACUCUAAAGUUGAUCCCUAUUUCACACGCACUCGAAACCAAGUCCUCUCCUCUAAAGCUAGAUACGUGCAGGGAAGAAGCCCAGCAGACAGUCAACCAAGCAAGAUAUAUAUUCGCGGGUCAGAUUCAAUUUGAAACUAAAACAGGUAGUAGUCUUAUUGAUUUAUUAGAUAGUGAUAUUGUCUUGUUACGGCUAAUUGAAAAAGUCUGGCUACGGGGCAAUGAGUUCAAAUACCUCCAUCUUCUUGGCCAGCUAAUGCUAAUAGAUGGAUACGGCCUCUGUUUUUCUGGUCUACCUCGGGCGGCUAAUAUUGAUUUCGAACAGCUCCGCUCAACCUUGCCAGCCAGAUGUGGCCUCAUUACUAUUGAAGAGCUCAAUGGAGCAAAACUACUAGGUCUUAGGAAGGCGGUUAAUGACCAUCCAAAUAUAUCUCUCGAACUGGAUUGGAACACUCUUAAGUUCAUGAGUCAGCACAACCAACCUGAAGGUCACAUCUAUACUAUUUUAGGCCUUACUAUCACUCGGAGCAUGAACAAAAUACUAGAGAAAGCCCGGUCGACAAUAGCAUACAAUUCGCCCUGGUUGUUUGUGACUACUAUCUGUCUUAAAAUCCCGUCCAAUUUCCCAUGUCAGAGUUUAGGUCAUUACGAAGAAGUCUACAACAAACAAGCCUUCGCCAACUAUGGUGUCUCGGUCAAUGACAUUCAGAUAGAUUAUGAGGAAAGAGAUAAUGACAUAUAG